AUGAAGAUUCAAGAAUUAUCAUUUUGUGACAAAAGACGAAUUUGGAAGCAAUGCAAAUAUGAAAUUCUAGAAUCAUUUGCUUUGACAGAUAUGAUAGGUGUCAGAGAUUUGAUCAAAUUGACUUCAAGCAAUCAAGAACAUGAGGUAAAUCAGGCGGAUGAACAACCCAGUCUCUCAAUCAAUUAUAGUAUACAUGGAUCAAAUUCAAAACGAAAACAAACUUGUGGUCUCAAUAUGCUUACUCGUCGCCAUGGUCAUGAACCUCUUGUUCAAAUUGCUUGUCAACUUAUUACUUCAAUGCGUAAUAUGGACUCAUCUCCUUCACUACAUGAUCUUAAUAUGAAGAUUAUUGGUGAUCAGAUUUGUUCUACUUCUUGA
Messenger RNA from Melampsora larici-populina 98AG31, 378 nucleotides. RefSeq lists its product as uncharacterized. The transcript is spliced from 4 exons. Lineage: Eukaryota; Fungi; Basidiomycota; Pucciniomycetes; Pucciniales; Melampsoraceae. The record is from RefSeq and is a predicted model, not a curated record. Bases 1 to 378 code for a protein of 125 amino acids.